AUGUCAUCACCACCACCAGAAUGUCCAAUGCAUUCCUCUUCCUCCACUACCACCUGCCCAUAUACAUCGUUUUCCAAACCUCAAACUCACUCGGGUGAUGCUCUAUCACCUGAGAAUCAAAUGCCCAAUCUAUCCCAACUGCCAGCGCCAAAUCAACGCAUUAGCCUCCCCACAGAUCGAACAAUAUCAUCUAUUCCCAAAGCAAGCUCUUCGAAUUACUGGGAGUAUCCGUCUCCACAACAAUUUUACAACGCCCUUGUUAGAAAAGGGUGGGAGACGCCCGAAGAAAGUAUUGAGACUAUGGUAGACAUACAUAACUUUUUGAAUGAAGAAGCAUGGAAUGAGAUUUUAAAAUGGGAAAAGGAGAAGUGCGAGUGUGCCGGAGGACCAAAACUACUGCGUUUCAAAGGUAGACCACAAGACUUAAGCCCGAAAGCAAGAAUGUUACAAUGGGCUGGCAAGUUACUUCCUUCGUUUAGCACACCAUUACCAUUCGACAGACAUGAUUGGACAAUCGAUCGCUGUGGGAAGCAAGUUCGUUACGUUAUAGAUUAUUACGCUGGUCCCGAUGAAGGUGAUACACCUGUGUUCUACCUGGACGUACGCCCAGCAUUGGAUUCUUUCGAGAGUGUAACCGACCGGAUUAAGGUUGUUACAAGAAACACGUUCGAGAGGUUGAGAGAGCGGAUAGAGAGUAGAAAUAUUACGAGUGGGAGAGGGAACGGAAGUGGUGAAAGGUGA
Molecule: messenger RNA, 741 nt
Organism: Paraglomus brasilianum
Lineage: Eukaryota; Fungi; Glomeromycota; Glomeromycetes; Paraglomerales; Paraglomeraceae
Source: the annotation of a GenBank genome assembly